This is a messenger RNA of Penicillium canescens, 978 nucleotides long. RefSeq lists its product as uncharacterized. Gene Ontology annotation, biological process: carbohydrate metabolic process. The transcript is spliced from 3 exons. Gene Ontology annotation, molecular function: arabinan endo-1,5-alpha-L-arabinosidase activity. The record is from RefSeq and is a predicted model, not a curated record. The coding region runs from base 1 to 978 and encodes 325 amino acids. NCBI's taxonomy places the organism in Eukaryota, Fungi, Ascomycota, Eurotiomycetes, Eurotiales, Aspergillaceae.
AUGCUCGGCCUUCUCUUCCUCUUUACCUCUGCCCUAGUCAGUGCAUACCCUAACCGGGGCCCCUGCACUGGCGACUGCUGGACUCAUGAUCCUUCUAUGAUCCAGCGAGUAUCAGAUGGAAAGUACUUCCGUUUCGCAACAGGCACUGGUGUCAAAAUCCAUACAUCACCGUCAGUCAAGGGACCAUGGACAGAUGCAGGCUCAGCCCUGCCAGACGGAUCAAACAUCCACAUCGAUGGCGUCGACAGUAAGGACAUCUGGGCUCCUGAUGUACACUACCAGAACGACCAGUACUACAUGUACUACGUGCUCUCCAAGAUUGGCACUCAGAACUCACAAAUCGGCGUAGCAACCUCCAAGACCAUGGAGCCUGGUUCCUGGACGGACCACGGCGUCGUCGGCCUGCCCGCCAACAGCAACUACAACCGCAUCGACCCAGCCUGGAUCAGUAUCGGUGGCAAGAACUACAUGAAUUUCGGCUCCUUCUGGGGCGAUAUCUUCCAGGUUGAGAUGGAGACACCUCUCAAAAUCGGCUCUGCUACUCCCUAUCAGAUUUCAUGGAACUCAACUCUCAACCACCGCGAGGAGGGCUCCUUCGAGUUCAAGCACGGCGACUUCUACUACUUGCUCUACUCUGCUGGUAUUGCCGGCAAGUACACCAAGGAUUUCCCUGCCGAGGGCGCUGAGUACCACAUCCGUGUUUGCCGCUCCCAGACUGGUCUCGGUGACUUUGUUGACGCCGACGGCACUCCCUGCACCAAGACUGGCGGCACAAUGCUCCUCUCCAGCCACGGCCAGGUCUUCGGACCUGGUGGCCCCGGCGUGGUCAAUGACAAGGACCUCGGUCUCGUCAUGUACUACCACUACUACCCUCUCGCCAAGAAGCAGAGCACCACUGUCUCCGACAACUCUAACUACAUGUACGCCUGGAACGCCCUCGGCUGGAAGGACGGCUGGCCUUACGUUAAGGCUGCUUAA